Messenger RNA from Schistosoma spindalis, 1742 nucleotides. The record is from the annotation of a GenBank genome assembly. NCBI's taxonomy places the organism in Eukaryota, Metazoa, Platyhelminthes, Trematoda, Strigeidida, Schistosomatidae.
CUUCAUUUAGUCUUAGUUAUUAGGCGAACAUCCUCAAGGUCAUUUCGGAGUCGCCCAAAGGUCCCUCAUAAAUUACAGUAUAACCUCGUCGUCACCGCCUAAAGUGAUACCGAAUUCCCUUCUAUUUUCACCAUUCUUGUGUGCCUGAAUGUUAUUCUGUAUUAUAUCAUGCUUCACAUAUAUGACGGAAUAUAAAAGUAAGUUUGUUGUUAACAGAACAUGUUUGUCAUUAUAUAAUGACAAACUGAAGAUUGGAAAGUAUUAUAAUAAUUUAGGACUUGUGUUCAAACAUAAGUAAACUGUGUAUUGUAUAAAAAUUUUUUCGCGAUAAAUUUCCGUUUACGGAAGUACACAUCCCAAGCUCCCAACGUUGGGGAAAUCCCCAAACUUUGGGGAUAUAUAUAUAUAUAUAUAUAUAUAUAUAUACCUUUGUUCUUCCCUAUACGUUAGACAAAAUUCUACGUGGUUGAGUGUUAUAUUGCAAAUGAAUCCUUUGCAUCGAAACCAGACCUUACACGCUGUUCAGUCUAAUAUGAAAGACAUAUUGACAGGAAGUACAUCCGGUAAAUAUUUUGUGUUAACAUCUUUUUCAACAGGCCGGUGGAUAAAGAAUGUGUGUCCAACUUUUCUGGGAUCCUCCCAAAUUCCGUUUUUGUUUUCUCCAAGUUCUCAUUCGGUUGCUAUCAAAAGUCAGCAACAGAUAACUGUAUACUCUGACAGAACAUGGGAAUUUGAUAGUUUUGGUAGUUACGUAUAAUUCCAUUAAAAUGUCUACACAGUGUGGGGUUUAUAGUUUAUUUUACAUGUUUCGGAUUUAGGAAAAUUCAUUCGGAUUCUAGUGAUAUAUAGUAAUCAACAGUUAAAUUUACUGUACUGACUAGCAAUACCCAGAAUUGUUUGGUGAGUUCUAUGGUAGUGAUGCAUGGAAUAACGCUCAAGUCAGAGAGGAAAGUCCACGCAUAUUUAUUUAAAUGAAUACAGAUACUCCAUUGGAAUCGAUAAUCGGACAUUCUAGUAUCCAAUCAACGUCAGAUAGACAUCCACUACUCUGGAAUCCCGUACUAAUUGGAUGCGGGAUUACGACUGUUACUUCAUGCUACAUUUUUUGGUCAUUCAUCUCUCCUGCAUUUCGGAAAAUGUGUUUACCAUUCUUACCUGCUACGUCGACUCAGCUAGAUAAUACGUGCAAGCUUCUGGAGUAUGCGCAAAGUCAAAAAAGUGAUAAGUCAUUAGGAUCUAUAAUUGAUCUGGGCAGUGGUGAUGGACGCGUGUUAAUUGAUUUAUUAAGUCGACCAACAUUGAAAAUCACUUCUGCUCAUGGUGUAGAGUUAAAUCGUCCGCUUGUUUGGUAUUCACGUAUCAACUCCUUUUGUAGUAAUAAAUUACUCCCUACACCCAAAGUAACUUUCGCUUGCAAGAAUAUGUGGAAAACUAAUCUUUCUGUAUAUGAUACAGUUUUACUGUUUGGUGUAGAUUCAAUGAUGGGAUCCAUCGAACAGAAACUAAACAAAGAAUUAAGAAAUGGUUCAAUCGUCAUUACAGCCAGAUAUCCACUGCCUAAUAUUCAAGCAUCCAAAUCCAUUAUUGAUGGACCCCACUCAGUAUAUUUGUACAAAAUGUAGUUAUUACUAAUAUGACUUUGUAAUUACUUUUUGUACAUUUAUUCAACCAUUCCUUUGUUUAAUAAAUCACAAAAUGUCUUUAACUUAUUUUAUCACAUCAAUUAGCUAAUUAUUUUAAAA